AUGGUAGACCCCCUGUUGGCUAAAGGUAUGGUAGACCCCCUGUUGGCUAAAGGUAUGGAAGACCCCCUGUUGGCUAAAGGUAUGGUAGACCCCCUACUGGCUAAAGGUAUGGUAGACCCCCUACUGGCUAAAGGUAUGGUAGACCCCCUACUGGCUAAAGGUAUGGUAGACCCCCUGUUGGCUAAAGGUAUGGUAGACCCCCUGUUGGCUAAAGGUCUUCUCUCCUCAGGUGGUGGUCGUGUGUAUCCACUGGCUGUGCGCCUGGCGGGGGUGGAGCUGACCCCAGAGGGGACGGUGUGGCUGGAGCAGCACCUGAGCCCAGCCCAGACGGUGUGGCUCAAACUGGUCAGCAGAGAGGAGGAGACACUGCACUGUCUGGUGUCUGUUAGCCGGGGGUCAUGGAGGAGUCUGUGUCUGAAUGAGGAGGUGUUGAGGUUGGGUCUGGCACGCACCGUCCCAGUCUCUGGACUCCACCCUCAGUCCCACCUUUUCCUGAGGCUCCACCAACGGCUGCUCAAGGCAGAGGUCAAGGCCGAGCGGAAGGGGCGAGGCAUGUGGAAAGAGGAUAGCCUAUGGGAGAGGACCUCACAGGCUGUUUUGGACAACCCACUGGUCAGACUCAUCAGGGGGAUCUUCAAGUGGACGUGAUUGGCUGGCUGACU
This is a messenger RNA of Oncorhynchus masou masou (cherry salmon), 662 nucleotides long. RefSeq lists its product as uncharacterized. The record is from RefSeq and is a predicted model, not a curated record. Lineage: Eukaryota; Metazoa; Chordata; Actinopteri; Salmoniformes; Salmonidae. The transcript has 3 exons. Bases 1 to 648 code for a protein of 215 amino acids.